Messenger RNA from Xyrichtys novacula (pearly razorfish), 38503 nucleotides. NCBI's taxonomy places the organism in Eukaryota, Metazoa, Chordata, Actinopteri, Labriformes, Labridae. The record is from the annotation of a GenBank genome assembly.
AUGGCUGACAGCAUCCCGUUAAAUCCGGUGCGGAAGAACUCGAAGAGGAUCCCGUAUUACAACUCAGCUAGACUUUCAAGGUACGAGGCGAGCCCGUUUGGCUGUUUCUUCGGUUGUAGACUGAGAAACAUCUGUUUGACUGAAAUAUUGACAUGUCGCCGCCUCGCUUGCUCCCUGGACUCCGUUUUCUCGGUGUUUUGGUUCUUGGCUGUUAGCUUGUUUCGCUGCUAGCUCUCUGCGUCUCUGACAGCUCCUCCGCUUUUAUUCUCCCUCUUACAGGUGCUCGUUUUUGCUCACAACAUCCUCCAUAAAGCUUCAAAUCAAACUGAUUUAUUAAUUUUUGUUCACUAAUCCAAUCCUACAUGCCUCAAAAUCCCUCCAUGAUAUCUUCCUCCUGCUUUGCUCUCAUCUGAUUUGGAGUCAUAUGAUCUGCGAUAAUAACUUCAGCACAUUGUUAUUAAGUGUUUCUUCUGCAUGCUGUAGUCUUCAUUGACGAGCUUGUUCAUUUUACAGACUUGGACGAAGAUGAGCUUAUAAAGUCUUCAGUUUCAGGAAUGGACAGGAAGUGAACUAGUCCCAUGAACAGGUACUUGUAGAGCUAGUUGUAGGUUUGUUAAGUGACUGUUGACACAAUAUGAAUGUAUGUAUUUAACCGGUAAGCUACCACAAAUAUACACACAUAAGCUGGUUUUGAAAACAAGCAGAUCUCUGUGGGUGGAAAGGGUCCGAAAAUAUUCUGAUCAGGUGACUUUCUGCGUAGGUAGAAGUGAAACUACCUGUCUUACAACUUUAUUAAAAGUAGGAAGUAGGAAAUGAUCAUGAUAUAUUUUGUCAUAUCGUCCGAUAUCGAUUAUUAUCGCGAUCUUUUUAAAAACUGCCAGUUUUAGAGCAUCUGUACGAAAAAUUAAAGAAACUAGAGGUUAGUUCAACAUUUUAUUAAAGUAAAUAACAAAGCAAAUUAAAUAGGAUACACUUAGAAAAAUAUGAAAAACUGCUUAAACUCAACAGUACAACAAAUGUAGAUAAAUAAUAUAAUACUACUAUCACUAACAGUGAAUUAGUUUACAGUCCGGAGUGUUUUUGCAGGUAUGCAAGACCCAAAAUAAACAAAUCGCCCCCUCAGGAAUAAUGGAGAUGCCUUAAAGUGUAAACAUUAGAUGAUGUAAAUGUAGAUGAUAUGAUUGAUUGCUGCUUUUGUUUGGUGGCUGCACCGCUAGUUGUGGCUAAACUGCUAAUGUAUCUCAUGCCGUCAGCAGUAACAGGCUGUUCAGACUCGACUCACAUUUUCAUGCUUUCCGCAUAAUCACUCGGGAAGAACUUCUUUAAAUGAUUGAACAGAUCUGUUGUGUUGCCGAUUUUUGACGACCGCUGACAUACCUUGCACAUCAGCUUAAUUGCUUGACGUCACUUUGGAGAUACCCGAAUCACCGCCACUCAAUAACUUCUCAACAAUAACAUCUUCAGAGGAUGACUCAAAGUCAUGGCUGACAUCUCCGCGUUCAGCUCCACGUUCGGUCAUUCUCUCAAAAAUCGUGUCUUUAUACCUCAUUUUAAACUGUGUAAACAUGUUUGAACUUUGCUUUAACUCUAUGGAAAACCUGAAACACACUUCCUCUUUGUCCAAAUUAAAGUGAGAUUUAAGUUAAUUUUUCCCCUUAAAUUGUAACUUCCCUCACGCAUGUAUAAUGAAGUGAGGAGUUUCUUUUUAGCAAAAGUUCAGAUAGUAAAAAGUACAUAAAAAGAAACACAAACGCAGUAACACAACUGCUUUAAUGGCUGUUAUUGUGUCUCUUUACUGUCAAUCUGUGAUCCUCGCCCUUCCUCUCUGUAAUAAAAUUCAUGUGACAGGUAAUUGGGCCCCGACCUCUCUGUGUAGGUCACACUGUUGGGUAAGCAGCUGAGCUGAGGCCCUGAAGCUGGUUAAAGCUACAAUAAUAAAGCUUUUCCACGGGAACAGAAGGCAUUUGUUGGCAACAAUACCUGCUCUGCAAGCCAGCAAACCUUUUUACAAACCAGCCCACGUUUCCACCCGUUGUAGAGUUGAGUUAUUAUGCAAUCUGAUGUGGGAGUUCCAUAGCAAGAAACACUGCGGCUAUUAACGUUCCUUGUUGGCGAGUCUCAGCGACCCGUACACAAAGAGCAACGGCGAAGAAAAGUUGCCGGUGAUUCACAUGUGUCCUCCAGCGCAGUGUUAGCAGAAGUCAAAAGCAGGUUUGAAACUAAACUCGUUAUUGGCAUCACCUUACGAUGGGUUUAAGUAUUAAACUUCUGUAAUUCCCUCAGACUGGCUACACACAAGAGGACUUUAGACCCAAUUCAGGGCCCAGUAUGUCACUAGUGUAUGUCGCUGAUAUUUUGUCCUCAAGUGCUCGGUCGAAUUACGACUGUUUUACUGCUCCUGACCCAGUUAGAGCCUCCCUAACCUGGGAUUGUAAAUAUCAAACAUGUUUGAUAUUUACUGUUCCGGGUUGAACUGUCUCAGAUGAAAACCCGCUUUGACAAAUGAGAGGAGAGGAGACUGGGAGUAGACCGUCGCCAAGUGGCUGUUUUGCACUUUCAGAUCAAGAGACCAUUUUAAACAGUUUAACAUCAAUCGUCUCAGUCUGGAAUACUUCACCCAAUUUUUUUGACGUUUUUAUUUUUUCACUGCGAAAAAGAACUCAAGUCUGGACUCCCAGCUGGUAAUGUCGAUCGUCCUCCAUGAUUAUAUGUCUCCUGAGGUCAUUUUUGAUUGUGCAGAUCUGGUCUAGUUUCUGUAAAACUGUCUCAAGUGUGAGAAAAUGGCACCAACUAAGUCUGCAGAUAUCCUCUUUCGUAUAUUAGAACUUUUUAACUCUUGCACUAAGUCCACCACGUCCACCAAUCUUUUAAGGUCACACAUCAGACCCUAAAACAGGCCUGGUGUGCAUCUAGCUUUGACCCACUUUCUGUCGUCAAGCCGUUUGUCUAGCUCUGCCUAAAACGGUGGAAAUCCAGAAAAGAAGCACUCUUGAUUUCGAGGAAAUCAUUAUAAUUUUAAUCAUCAUCAUGGUUGUUCAGCUGAAGUUGCAGAACUCACAGCUGAAGCGUUCGGCAUGCAGCAGCAGCAGCAGCUUCUGUAUGUUCUUCUUUGGCAUGUUGUGCAAGUCUGCAGGGACGUAUUGCUGAGAACAUGUGUGUGUGUGUGAGUGUGUGUGUGUGUGUGUGUGGCGGAUCUUAAUCUUAUAAUCCAGCUGAUGUUAGCUUCAUGCUUGUUCACAUGUUCAGGUUCACAAGAUGCUCGAUGAUGUACAGAAGAGUGAGAGCUCAGAAAUUCAUAAAUUCAGAUGUCAUGAUCGUGUUCCUCUGACGUCAUGGCGUAAAGGUUGAAUUUCAGACUGAUUAAAGUCUCCACAGAUUUGUACGUUAUGAAAGCUGUUGAAAAAGUGGAAAGUUUGAUUCUCUUCGACUGGUGAAUUAAUUUUUGUUUAGCAAUCAGCCUCUGAAGAUUGGACUUUAAACCUCCUUACAGUGUGAGAAACACCGUACUCAGCAGAGCGGUUUCAGUGCUGUACACAACAGAGGCUGAAGUAGUCGCUGGUUCGAGGCCAUUCAAACCAUUUCCUGUUUCUCUUCAGCUGUCCUAUCCAAUAAAGGCAGAAACGCCCGAAAAUAUCACUUGGUUGACACCGUUACUUAAAGAUUUCUCAUACAGUCUUUCUUUUUGGAUAAAUGAAUAGGGAUGUUUCUAAAGAGUGUAACUGUGGAGCAGUGAGAUCGAAGUCUUUAACCUAAAACGUGUCUUUUCUCUGAAGUUAAAGUGAUUGGAUUUGGGCUUCAGCUUGUUUUUAACCCCUUUAAAAAUAAUAAAGCAUCUGUAACCUGACUUUAAACACUCGAGUCUUAAACUUCUGUGAAAAACGCAGCUUCAUCGUCUGUUUUCUGGAGGUCAGAGAAACAGAAGGUAAAGAAAGGAGUACAAACAUUUUAGAAUGAAAACCUGGUGUUUUUUUUGUUUCUUUGGAUUUUUAGAUUAAAGUCUUUUGAAAUAUUAACUUUAAUUCAAGAUAAAAAUGUUCGUUUUAAUUUUUCUUUUUGUUUUAAGUUUGUUUUAGUGUCAUUUUUCUUUAAUGUGAGCCACAACAGUUCUCCUAUCACUGUGUUUCGAUUACAUGUCGUCCGUCAUAAUUUUAAAGUUUUGUACUUUAAUUUUCUCACUAUUUUUAUUGUCUGCUUGUUACUGGUUUAAGUUUAGCCAAUAUUAAGUUUUUUUUGGAGUCCGUAGACCUCCACGAUUCUUUGCAGAGGCCUCAUGAAUAAGACAUUAGGUGCCUCUCCAGAGUGUUUCCACUGUCCCUUUUACAUUUCAGUGAAAAGCGGUCGUUCUUCUCAACAGUACUUGGUGGAAGAGGAAGUGAGCCAACUCCUCUGAGUAGCUUUAAUCUUGGCUUUUCCUGGAUAUUGUACCGUGGAUCUAACGAAGAGCUUUCUCUUCAAACACUGACAGUCAACCAGCUUCAAAACGCCACAUAAGCUGAGGCGUAAAUUCAGAUCUGUGUGGGUUACUAAAAUCACUUAUUAAAGGUUUAGAGGCGGUUACUUAAAGGGGAAGGGGGUGUUCAUGGUUUCAUGGUAGGUGACUGUCCUCUGUCCUCACAGAUACUCAAUAGAAGAUGAGCCCUCGAACCUGGAUGAGAUGCCUCUGAUGAUGUCGGAGGAGGGCUUCGAGAAUGACGAGAGCGACUACCAGACGCUGCCCCGGGCCCGGGUCAACCAGAGACAGCGAGGCCUCGGCUGGUUCCUGUGCGGAGGCUGGAGAGUCCUCUGUGGCAGGUAGUCCUACUCUGUGAUUUCCGUUUAUCAGACACAGACUCCGCCUCUGAAGUCUGUUUGAAUACCGUUAGCAAAUGUCUGAUCAGACUGAAACUUUUAACAGUACGGCGACGUCACACAGUCAUUUGACAUCCAGCCAGUCAGAUCGUGUUGUUGGCAGGAUUGUAGGCGAGCGGGGCCAAACGAGCGCACGUUUUAAUCCUUGUUUGCAAAGCUAAGAUCUGGUAUUUUCCGCCGGUUGGUUCAAUAAUAUUCCCGAAGAAAACAGAGUUUGUGAGAUUUGGAUGAAGUGGAAACAGAGUCUCAUUUUCUUUACAUGACCUGAAAGAGUUAUUAUUUCACAAAGUCGCCUAUCAAAAGCCCAACAUGAGGAUAAACUUAAAACUGUUGAAAUGCUGAUACAGAUAAUCCUUCAAAUGACAAAUAUUGGCCUCUAUAUCCGGGCAAAGCCUCUCCGUCGAAGAAAAACAAAUGACUCCAACAAAAGGUUUUCUUUAAAUCAAGGUUUGAUGAUGAUUGUGCAUUCAGGAACUGUUUUUUAAAUUUAUUUAACAUUUAUUUGACCAGUAAUGUCCCAUGGAGAUUAAAAACCUCUUUUUCAACGGAGUCCUGGUCAAGAGGCAGCAAAAAAGAUGAACACACAUCCACGUCCUGCUUAAAGGGAUAUUCCGGCUUAAAAUUAAGUUAGGGUCAAACACACGUAACACCCCCUCCAGAGAGGAAUGUUGCCGACCGCUUGCUUCUCCAGUUAUACCAACUUUAGUAACGACCGCACGAUAGCAAUACACAGCGGUCUGAGGGGCCAUAAACAAACCUCAACCAAAACACCACUCUAUAGCCACAAAUAAUGCUCAGAACAGCACCUAACUUCAUCAACAGGACAUAUAGGGUCCCAGACAUAGAACUAGACACCAAACAUCUUUUUAACUUUGACUCAUUUCUUUAGCAAAGAGACUAAACACAACUCACCUACUCUCUUCCAGCAGCCGCUUGUUUGUAGCGAGACCUCAGGCCAGUCCAUUACGGACUACAGCGGGGUGCCACAGCUCAAGGAAGAACAUUUAUGAUCAUUUCUUCAUGGAAAUACAAUCAGACUGAGACGCUAAGGCAGAAGAACUGCCGCGUCUGCAGUGCAAAAUGAUUAAUAUGGUGAUUAUUACUUCAAGGAAAUGAUAAAGAAAAGAUCAUAAAUGUUAACCCACAUGCAUGCUGCAGGCCAGCGCUGCGAGCCCAGAGCAGCGAGCCAGGCAGGAAGAGUCGCACGCAAAUGAUCCACACAUUUUAGCUUGUUUAAUGCACGCUUUUAUUAAGACAUGACGGUAAAAACAUAAUAAAAAAAAGAAGCUUUUUGUCGCUUUUUUCUUUUUUUUCCCCCCUUUUCUUUUUUUUAGUUUAUAGAAUAAAUGAAUAUUAUUUACUAACCGGAUCGUAAGGACAGCCCCAUUUACUCGAAUAUCCGAAUAACCGUGCACAUCCCUAGUUUAUGGCUCCUCAGACCGCUGUGUAUUGCUAUCCUGUGGUUGUUACUAAAGUUGGUAUAACUGGAGAAGCAAGCGGUCGGCAACAUUCAUCUUGUUAGGAGGUGUCUAACUCGGUGUUAAACUGUGUUUGACCCUAAAUUAAUUUUACGCCGGAAUAUCCCUUUAAGUCAGGCCCCUCUCCGUCUGUAGUUCUGAGUUUCAUUUGGACCUUCACCCGCUCUGAAAGUUGUGAGUGUGUUGUCAUUCUGUAAAUGUGUAUCAUGUGUAUAAUGUCAGUAAAUGUUCCCGUGAUGAUCAGUUUGGAUUUCAAACGCACCGGUAGCUGUGCAUGAAGUGCAAAGAGAGGAUAAGGGCAUGUUUUUGGUCGAGUUCCUCGAUGCGCACCAUCAGCCCAAAAAGAUUUUCAGGUCAAACAGCACGUCGGGGUUUAUCCAGCUAAUGAUUAAUUUGACAGGUUUUGUCCUCUAAAGAUGAGGAGAGAGUGUUUGUUUAUGCGUGAACAAUAAAAUUGAACAUUUAUGAACAAAUGUUUGUGCUGCACUCCAGCUCCUCCCUCAAAGAAACGCUUUAAUUGAUGCAGGAAUGCCGGUGAAUAUUUCCAGCGUUGUUUCCAGCGUCGAGUGGUGCGUCUCCGGUUAAAGCUGCUGCAUAUUGAUCCCCCUCCCCACCCCACCCCCCCACUAAUGAACAAAUCGGAUUUUUCACAGCUGACCAGUUUGAUGCUUUCCAGUAAUUUUAUGUGUGCUUAGUGUGGGAUUAUAAAACACAAAUAAUUCACACUGAAUAAGCCCUGACUGUUCAAAUGGCAUAUUAUUUGAAUAGCAUUCAUUUGCUUAAAUAAUCGCUCUUAUGAAACUGGACCGGGAGUGCACAGGGACCUGGAACAUGGAGGCCAACACAAACAAGACUUUUUCACCAAAGUUCAUUUAUUUAGUUUCAUGUUUUGCCAACUUGCUUAAAAAGUGGAAAAGCCAAGUCGAUCAGCAUGACGGUAUACACUGACACUCUCCCCUCGUUCCCCUAGAGGUGCCAGUUCAGCUCAUGCUCCCGUUGUAAUUUACCCCCCACACUGCACCUCUGUUUGCACUAGAUAUCAGAUAUGGUAGAUAAGCACCAAUGUAGUCAUUAGCAGGUUGAUAGAAAGUCAAAUACUUUUUAAAAAGUAAACCAUAAUCUGCUUUCUCGCUCUUUUUUUUCUUCUCAGAACUUUUAAAAUAUAAUAACAUCAGUGUGUAAUAAAGCGUAGAUCUGUCCGUGCUAGAUUGUGUCUCUUAUUCUGACAUGUAAAGCGUUAGUUUUUUUCUGUCUUAUCUAGUUGUGCGGCUCUGCAAGAGUCGGACGCCCGCAGCACUUCUGAGGGAAUUCCCUCCUGUUGGGAUUUAGAGAUCUUUACGGCGCUGCAACAAAAUACCUUUCAAUAGAAGUGUGACAAAGACGCCGUAUAGAUGAAAUUCACUCUGACAAGACGAGAGAUAUAAAUAUCACCGGUUCUGUCGGCUGCAGCUGCACAGCUCAGCGACAAUAAUUGAUUCAAAAACUGAGAAAUCAAAGGUUGUGAAAUAAAGUCCUGAUGUUUGAUGAGAGGGCGUUAUUGUAGGUUUGAUUUCAAUUUGGGAUUAUGUUUGUUUUUUUCUUGAACAAAGUCGUAAAACAAUGUGUCGUUCACAUUUAUCUGCCUCCAUCGUGGUAUUAACAGGUUCAAAACAACAAAAUCAAACCCUUCAUACUGAUGAAUUUUCACCGUCCUCUCCAGUCUGAGUUCAGCUGAAAAACAGUUACUGGUUCAGAUCCAAGAUUUAAGAUAAACAGUGGAAAAAAACUAAAUCAAUAAGUAUCGUUUGGGAUUAGGGCUGGGCGAUAUGGCCUCAAAUCAAUAUCACGAUAUAUUGAUCAGUUCACCUCGAUAACGAUAAAUGGAGCCGCUACGACUUUUGAACCGUCCUCCAUCUCCUCACCUGUCUUUCCCUCUUUGUUACGGACUGGAUGGGGUGGAGUCACGUCUCUGAUGUAGGACAGCGUCUUAAACGGACAUGAGACCAUAGUCUACCUACACACAUCCAAAACCAACUUUGAUUUCUUAAUGUUUUUGACACUGAAUAUAUUGACAUGUACAAAAUGACGUUGGUUAUUGUCCUAAGUUUUGGUAUGAGUAAAUUUCCGGUUUACCGCCCAGCCUUACUUGGGAUUUUCCUUUUAUAAUAUUUUAUUAAAACUCAAAUCUCCUGAAGGGAACUUUUGAUUGGGGUUGAUUUCGGCACCCUCUGUGGUCUAAACGCUUCACUGGUCUUUUUCUGGUAUUUUUGACGACAACAAAGUGUCAACAAUCAAAUGUGUAAAUAUUUGUUGUUCAGAAGAUAGGAGGGUCUGUUAAACCCCCAAUUUCCACUGCAUGCGGAACGUUUAUGAAAAGGCCGUAUCCGCCGAUUGUAGCUGAUCGUAAUCAUUCAAGCUAAUGUGUCAAUUUCCACCGACUUCUUUCUGUUCCUCUGCGGAUCGCCGGACUCCACAGCUGAUCCCAAGAGUUCUAUUUUUUCAGAUAAAUUCAGCACCGAUUAACCCGUGCUGGAAAGGAAGUCGGGCACAGACACAAAAUAAUACAUCCGGUUUCUUUUCAAAAUAAAACACUCCGUGUUUCAGGAGGAUCGUAUUUCUCACCAAUCCCGUGGAACACUCUCACCGCAGUUUGAAAAUUACCCUCAUGAGAUGAUCAGUCUUGUUGAAGUCUGAAAAAGUGUUUAGAUCUUUUUAAAAUUAUUUCUGUCUGAAUGAAUCAACAGCAGAUAAAAUCGAUUUUGCCGCUUCCUGGAUGUUGAAUUUGUUCGUUGAAUACUCGGCUGCAGGUGAACGAUAUAAUGUGUGUUUUCCCUCCUCUUCUCCGCUCAGCUGCUGUGACUGCCUGGCCCACAUUUGCCGGAGGAAGAAGGAGCUGAAGGCCCGGACGGUUUGGCUGGGCUGUCCGGAGAAAUGUGAGGAGAAGUACCCGAAAAACGCCAUCAAAAACCAGAAGUACAACAUCGUCACCUUUGUGCCUGGGGUGAGUCAGCUGACAUCCUGAAGACAUAUUCCCACUGUUAUUAACUUUUACAGUCCCCACUCUGCUCCAGUUUUAACGGACGUCGAUCUCUCCACGGUUAACCAGUGUGUGAAACAUAGGAGCAUGAAGUGGAUCUAAUUGGCCUGUCUUCAAAUUAAGGCUCUCCACUGCAGGGGAUCCAUCAGACUAACUUAUUAAAAACCAAACAGUUCCAUGAUUAAGAGGGCCGCCUUCAGCCCGGCCCAUAAAAUGUCAACUGUCUAUUAGAGACGUAGAUAUUCCUGCGAAUCGGCUGUUGUUCCUCCCUCCACUUUGAAUUAUUAAAUACACACAAAUUGAGUUUAGCAGUGUGCUUUUUCCCCCUAAAGGUCAGGAGGGUUCAUUAACUGCAGAGCGUCGCCCAUUGAUCCUUUUGUCUCUGAUUAUCUGUGACUAGACGCCACGCUCUCAUUAUUGCACACAUUAUUCAAAAUUUGACCUUAGAUGAAUAGAGCACCAAAGGAUCGGCGCUGAUGGAUGGUCCAUUAGCAGAGAGUCCUCGCAAAGUCACAGGUGGUUCUUCGGUUUGGAGAAUUUAAGGAAAAGUUUGCCGCUUUUUAUCUUCGUUCAUUAAUUCAGUUAUCGGGAUGUUUUUUCUCACAACUGGAAAAAAGAAGUUCCUGCAGAAUCAAACCACGAACGCCUUUGGUACACCGGUUAGCCGUGCGUUUGAAUAAUGUGACGUUAACUGCAUCGACUUUAAUCUGAUGGCUCACCUACUUUUCUUCUUCUCUCCCCUCAGGUUCUCUACCAGCAGUUCAAGUUCUUCCUCAAUCUUUACUUCCUGGUGGUGGCCUGUUCCCAGUUUGUGCCAUCUCUGAAGAUCGGAUACCUGUACACGUACUGGGCACCUCUGGUAAAUACACUCUUUCCACUCCACACUAAUAAGUCCCUAUAUUAUUGUCCCUGCAGAAGCAUUUUCAGAGAUCUUAAAGUUCAAGAGUGUUUGUGAAAGUCUUAAACGAUGAAUAAUAACAUAAGUAUUGAACUUUUGUGGAUGUUCACGGUUGGAUCUGUUUUCUGUCACUCAGGGUUUCGUGUUAGCCGUCACGAUGGUGCGAGAAGCUGUAGACGAAGUGCGACGGUACCAGCGGGACAAAGACAUGAACUCCCAACUCUACAGCAAGCUGACAGUGCGAGGUCAGUGAGAAUUAAAGAAUCGUCUUUGCUCAUAAUCGCCUUCUUCCUGCUCAGUUUUGGGAUCUUCACUCCUAACAGACGCCGUUCUCUCCGGCUGUAGUUGCAUCGAUUUUUCCCCUCCCAAUUUCUCCGUCUCUUUGUCGAAUGUGUGAUGAAAUCCCCCUGUGUGGUAUCUUCUCACCGUGUCUGAGGCCGCAGCUGUAUCACUCUCUCUCUGCGCUCAUCUGCACGUGUUCAUUUAUAAGCUCAGAAGGAGAAGAAGAAGGCGGGUCGUAGCGGAUAUCGAGGCGAUACAUUUGAGAGUGUCGUUGUUUUAGUCUGAGCCUCAGAGCAGGGGUGAAAACAGAAGGGUAUUACAUGAUCAGACUGGAGGUAAUCGAUCUGUGAGAAGGUGAGGGAGGAGGAGAGGAAAGUGGCUUGUGGUCUGAAGAGUCAGGGUCAUUUUUCGAGAGCCGGGGAUCAAUAACUGCGUUUGAUUUCAUAGCUGUCGGUGAAGAAUCCGAAUUUUAAUGUGAAGUUACUCAGUUUUAAUUUUCACCACUUUAUUUUUUCUUCUUCUCAGGUAAAAUUCAAGUAAAGAGUUCAGACAUCCAAGUCGGGGAUCUGAUCAUCGUUGAGAAGGUAAAUAAUUCAGGAGUUGAUGAUCAAAUCUGCUCCUCGGAGAGUAAUCAGAGUUCACCUUUGACACUUCAGACUCUCACUCACCUGUUCAACAUGUGAUGUCUGGUUUCAGCUCACUCUCUCACGAUGUUGACCUUGUUUAAUUAUUCAGGGUGAAAUAAAAGCGCUCAGUUACGUCUCACCUUUGAAAUGAAUGUGAUUUUUCCUCCUCUUAUCGUAGAACCAGAGGAUUCCUGCGGACAUGAUAUUCCUGAGGACGUCAGAGAAAACAGGUGAGCUGAGAUUUCACGAGAUGAGAGCGGACAAAACAAACAAACAAACAAACAACACGAUAUCAGUUGAACUCUGUUUGCCCUCGAGUAUUUGAACAAACGCCGUCAAGAUCAUUUGGGUGAGAAAUGUGAGUUUUUCCCGCACUUCCAGUCCCCUGACAUCCCCCGAUAGAGGUGGUCCAUGAUUCAUAUGAUUGAUGCCACAUUCUCGCGCUGACUGAUGAUGCAAAUUCCAAUUAAUCAAUGAGCUGCAGCAGAUCUGGCUCAGUUCUGAGGGGCAUCAGGAGGAAAUGCUCAGAGGACACCGUUUACAUCAAUCUCUGAUGUGCCAAUAUGCUUGGCAGGGAUUUGUUGAUGUCUUUAUGCCUUCAAAGCACACACACACACACACACACACAUUUCUUUCUUUACUUUGUCUUUCACACACACACACACACACACAUUUCUCGGUGGUGUUAUGUGAGGAGCUGAGGUGCCAUGGCAGCAGAAGGAAAGCAUGAAUCAUCCUCUUUGUGUGAAUGUUCUCCAUCAUCGUUAACCCUCCGGGGAUGGUUUAGAGCUGCCCUUUACCCUCUCUGUCAAAUAGUUGCUCUCAUCCAUCAGUUUCAUAUGUAAUAUUACCUCUGAUCAAUACAGGUCACCGCUGCUCAGCGUUUAUCGGACCUCACAGCGUGUGUGCAGCGGACGCAGAGACUCAAUCAGUCUGCAGUGUACUGCUCUGUACUGGUGCAGCGCUCCGACAUGUGCCAGUUCAUUACAGUCGCAUGAGUCAAACACUGCAUGUGUUUAUGUUUAUUUAAUGUAUCUUACAAAUCAGCUGAUGUGGUUUAUUUUAUCUUUUAUUGGACUGAACCCAUUAAAACUUUGCUCCAAACUCUUUUAACAUAUUUUUAAUCUGAAUAUUUAUCUCACUUUUUUUUAUUUGUAUAAAAUCUCACUAAAUCAUCAAGUCUUUAUGCGACAUAAAGCUAACAUUUGAGUUAUUCUCUGACUGUAAAUUUUAAAAAAUCCUCCAUUUUGCUGUAAAGUUUUAGAUUUAAAGCUACUAUAAGGAGUUUUUUGACAUCAUGAAAUAGACUGAGGGGGUCGCCAAAAUAGAUUCAAACCAAAAAUUCCUUUAAAAGUGUCGGUAAAAAAAUGGUAACCUGCCAUCAUUAGGACGUCCCUCCACAAACCACUGAGACUGCUCUCAUGUUUUACACAGUCGAUGGUAGGGCUGGGCGAUAAAUCGAAAAUUUACAGACACCGACAAUACGACAAUAACCGACGUCAUUUUGCCCAUAUCGGUAUAUUCAGUGUCAACAAAACAAAUAAAUCAAAGUUGGUUUUGGAUGUGUGUAGGUAGGCUAUGGUCUCAUGUCCCUUUAAGACGAUGUAACUCCGCCCCAUCCAGUCUGUAACAAAGAGGGAAAGACAGGUGAGGAGAUGGAGGACGGUUCAAAAGUUGUAGCGGCUGAAGUAGAUGAAGUUAAUGUGGGAGGGGGUGAGCAGCUGGUGGAGUAGUUAUCGAGGUGAACUGCUCAAUAUAUCGUGAUAUUGAUUUGAGGACAUAUCGCUCAGCCCUAUGGCGUUAACAGAAACACUCACUGUUCACUGCAUGGUGAUAAUAAGACGUCUCUAAGUGUAACUGUACUUUCUGUUUUGUUUGUCAGGUGCAUGUUUCAUCAGGACGGAUCAGCUGGAUGGAGAAACCGACUGGAAACUGAAAGUCGCUGUUGGCUGCACUCAGCGACUUCCAGCAGUCGGGGUAAGAGAAGAUUUGGACGCAUCUUUAAUGUUUAAUUUCCACAUUCAUUUCUCCGAAUGCAUCGUCCUACUGAGAGUUAUUCUGUGAAACACUGCAGCGACUCUCCUCUCUGGCGGGGUUAAAAUAAUCAUCGUGCUCCGUGUUCUCAUCAGGAGAACACUAUCUGAGCAGAGGCCGCCCACUUGAAUAAUUUAAUAUUUACAAUCAGUUCAGUUCCUCUCGGGAUAAAAAAAAGAGAUGGAGUUUGUUGUUUGACGGGCGUAAGGCUGUGGUCUUAACUGUACCUACCUAACAUCCCACAUUUACGUCAGAACUAGAAGAAAAAUGCUGACCUUAUUUCCAGAAAGUCCAAAACAAACUCUUGAGAAGGUCGACAAUUUCAUUCAGUUAAAACUAAAGGGACAGUAUGCAGUUUUUUGGUGUAAGGGCCUGUUUCCACUAACGCUGCAGUGUUGCUAAGUUGUCUCAUGUGACUUUAGCUUUCUUCGGUGGUGUCAGUCAGGUUCACUUGUCUAAUAUUUUCAUCUAUUUAUUUGAGGAUAUUUAAAAGAAAAUAUGAGAAAACGUCUCUUCCGCCUCUUCUUUAUUUUGAUUGGUCAGAGAGGGAGGAAUGACAUUUAUAAGUAGGACUAUGUUUUACUGUUAUUUUCAAUUUUUUUUCAAUUUAUUGCAACAAAAAGGAAAUAUAAAAAAAAAAAACAGUUCAGGAGCUGUUUUGAUUUUCACACUGGAAGUUGAUGCUGAUCACACACACACACACACACAAAAUGCUGUGAGUGGAAACAGGCCCUGAUGGAUUUACUUUAGUGGACACAGGCCCUGAUGAAUUCCCUUCAGUCCUUAUUUCUCUGCUUGUUUCUUCCUCUGUGUCCGCUGAUGGCAGUUUUUUGUGUUAACAUACAGUUAUAAGAAUGGUCAAUCUUGGUUUGGUUGGUUUUGUUCACUGUCUAAUUUUUACAUGUAAAUAAAAUAGAUUUAGAAAAUUGGGACGACAAUAAAAAAGCACAAAAAUCAUGAACAGAUCCUCUUGAAUCCUGUGUUGUGAGAUAUAAUCCUGUGGUAGUUUGAAUUUCACUAAAACGAACGUACGCUGAGUUGUUUGUUGGUUCUGUUUCAGGAUCUCUUCUCCAUAAGGGCCUACGUCUACGCCCAGAAGCCUCAGCUGGACAUCCACAGUUUCGAGGGGAACUUCACUAGGGUACAGUGGCUCGUUGACAUAUUUAUAAGCUGUUAAACAAAUCUCAAACACCUGCUGAUUCUGCUCUAUAGCAGCUGGAUUGACAUAAAAGAUGUGUAUCACUGCGGUGUGUUGACAAGCAGCAACAAUGAGAGCUUGUGUGUCCAUCCGGGCCCGUUGUUAUCUCCAGCAGGCGUACCUCUUACAUCACAGGCAGGUUCUCGCUGCCCCAGCUCCAUCCAUCCCGUCUUGGUUGUUGCUCAGUGAUUUUUUUUCUUUCUUUUUUUUUUUUUUUUUUUAUUAAUAGCAGAUUAGCGCAGCCCCCACAGAGAGGAGAGCCCCGGUACAAAGGGAGGCUUUGUGGCCCGUCUUCACUCUUGGCCACACACCAGGCUUAGUGAGGGAGCACUUCCUCCGCUCAUUCAUCCUCCGCGGCCUUCCUUUGCAUAGCGUGUGCUUUUAGUCCGAGCAGGAUGGGAAAAAAAUGGGUUCCCACAGAUCCGCAGCAAAUGAACUUACCUAUUUAUGAGGGUUUUUUUUUUUUCUUCCUCAAGACGGAUAUGGUGGCUUUGUUUCUUGCGGUCCUCGCUCAGACUCGCCGCAGUUAUGAUGCCAAUGUCAGUGCGGUCAAGCUCUCUGCAACCUGCCAUUUAUUUUUCAUGCACCUCUUCCCAUGUUUGAGUGGAUUGACAGGAUGUGGCUGCUUAGGUAUCAUAAUUAUCAUAUCAGAGAGGCAAUUUGAGCCGAAACUGGAGCCUUGACUCUGCACUCCUGACUCGAGCCAUUUUCAGCUUUGCUCUUUAUUUAAGAGAGGGGGUAAAACGGGCAGGGUGAAACAGGAGGCUCUCCGGGGGCUUAUUUAUCUUGGAAAUCUCAUCUAUGUGCACUCUCUAUACUGUUCUUUAAAAAGGAGCCUCUAUCGCCAUGCCAAAUCUGGAGAAAGUAUUGAUGAAGGGACUACUGUAUUGCUACAGUCUGCACUACUGUGUCAGGUGCUUGUGAGAAUUAAUCGCACAGCAGAGCUCGGCCAAUCGGGUCAGGCUGUAUACACUCAGCUGAGCUCAUGUUCCUCAGUUUUGUUCAGUGGAAACCUUUUUUUUUCAAGGGUGUUUGAUCUAAAACAAAAGGGGAUCUUAUUAGAAUAUAUAUCUAGAUAACCAGAUUUUAAUUUUACUUACCCAAAAGUCGAUUUCAGGGUUUGUUUUCCUCCAGUUUACACUUUAUUGAUUAGGAAAGUUGCUCUUCUCCUGGUUUUGACCGACUGUCACAGCUAUUUUCUCUUCCCAAAAACAGACAUCUCAAAACAAGAGGAGGAUUUUAGGAUUUUGAGCCACAGUUAGGGCCGGGUGAUGUGGGAAAAAGUUGAUCAGUUGAUAUCAAUCACAGCGCAGCGCAGACUUGGAGCAACUCCCCUUUUCAUUGGAUAUCCUUAUAGUCUACCAAAACAUGUCAGAAUGCCGGCUAUUGAAAAGCAUAUUGACUAUGUUUCAUAUCGAAAUUGAGUUAAUUUUUGAUAUAUACCAUUACCGUUUUAUCGCCCAGCCCUAGCCUCAGUGUAGCUGUUUGUAUCGCUCCCUGACCAAGGUCGGUUUAGGUCUGAGCUAAAACUAAAACUUUCUAUUAAUGCUGGGAACCGCAAGUUUUAAGACACAUUCUAACAGCAGGAGUGAAUGUUUAAUAUGGAGUACGAUAAACUUUCAAUUGUUUCAUGACUGUGUAAAAAGUAGCACCCUUAAACAGGCAGAGGUGGAAAAAUGCUCAAAGGUUAAAUUAGGAGUUUGAAACAGGAGUGUGUUUCAUAACUGGCUAGAAAAAUGUCUGUUAAAGUCCCACUCCGAUCAUUUUUUUACUACUGAAAGUGUUCUCAGUGGUCUUUAAAUUGUGAUUAUGAAGUUUUUAGCCAAAAUAACGUUACCUGUGUCACUUUUAAGGGCUUUUCUUCUGCAGAGCUCCAGUAGCUCAAUUCACCUCUAAGUUGUGGGCGGAGUCAGCACUGCUCUGCACACUCCUCUUUAUGCUCCUCUUCACGCUAGCUUGUAGCCUAACAUUGCCGGUGUAGUAGAAGUGGCAGGUAACAUAGGAGCUAUUCAGCUAUUCAGCACAAAUGUCUUUAGAGACAUGAUGAAAGUUAAUAUUAUAAUUAGCUUUCUUAUGAGCAUUGCAAUCUGCUAACGCACACACUUGUUCCGUGAUCGUUCUCUCUAUUUCUCUAAAGUCUGGCCUUCAUAGCGGGGCUCCGGGGGCGGAGCUUGGGUUUGUGAUGUAAGAAAUCUCACUGUUUCUGAGUCUGCAAUUUGGGUACGCCUGAGGUUCACAAAUGCAAUUUCGCACUUAGUUUCCUCAUGAUAUGUCCUGUAGCAUCAGAAAAAUGAACAUGUCGACAAUGAGGAAAAACAUGAUUUUCAUUGGAGUGGGUCUUUAAUUGUUGAAACUCUGGAAUGUUUUUUUUUUGUUUGUUUCUCACAGUUAAAAGUCUUCUCUCUCUCUCUCUCUCUCUCUCUCUCUCUCUCUCUCUCUCUCUCUCUCCAAAGUUCUGGUUUGUUUUCUCUUAUUUACUCCAGAGACACUCUCAACAGUACUAAUUAAAAGCUGACUAAUUGCUGCAAUUAAUUCUCUAAGUUGAGGCUGUUUUGGUCUCCACUAAAAGUUUAGAUUUGAAAGUGUAAACGCCGUUCACUGUCGGGUAUUUUUCAGUAAAUCAGCUGCUGCUUCUUUUUUUUCCUUUUUUACGAUUUUAUGUUUUUUGCUGAAGCGCUUUAAGUGACGAGUUUGUCCUUGUUGUCAACCGUUUUGGACAAUAACAAUAAUUUCUUUUCAUGUCUCCUGUAGGAAGACGCCGACCCGCAGAUCCAUGAGAGUCUCAGUAUUGAAAACACUCUCUGGGCCAGCACCGUCGUUGCAUCUGGUGAGUGGAUUGCGACUUUUAUUUAAGGCCUUGUGAUCUGUUUCCGCCCCUCUUUCUUGGACUUUCUUUUAUAUUAUUUAAAGUAUCUGGUUUGAUAUCAGAAGGUGAGAUUUCAAGAUAAAUUUGAUUUCGUAGGAGCUGUUUUUACAGGAUGUCGUCCUCUGAACUCAGAGCAGGUCGGAUAUGUCAGUCCAAAUGAACUCCAUCAAAACAGCCAAUUGAUGGUAAAAAAGGAGUGGCACACAUUUAGCAGUGUCCCUUUUUUCUAAAGGAGCAGUGCGCAUAAUUUAAAGUGAUUUAAGAGUUCGAAGGAAAAUGAACAAGAGCAUCAAAAAUGACUCCACCUAGAGAAAUCCCUCUCCUCCUCUCUGUGUUUUGAAUAUUUCUGUCUUGUGUGAGGAUUCGUGGCCUUGAGCCUCUCGGGUGUUUGAUUUGAUACGACUCGUGCGCUUUAGUUCGAAGAACUCUGAGAAAAACCCACAGCUGAGGUAAUCCUCCCUCGCUCCGUCUCGCCGAUUCCCCACAGAAGCGGUUGUGUCAGUUGAGAGCGUUUGCGGCGCUCCCAGCGAUGCCUCCGCCAUUGAUUUGCGGUGUUGCUCUCCCCUCCGGCCUGACCUUGACCAGAAGAACAAACACACACUCACACACACACACACAGUGGCACAGACACACACACUCACACUCACACAAAGAGCCCGACUUGGACCCCUUACAUCAUCUUCUGCUCGGGAAUGUCAUUGUCCCCCCACCAGCUUCAUCCCUCUGAGUCUGCACAGACCCUGAUCUCUGUGAGUCCGCUCUCUUAAAGGCUCCGGUCCAGCUGUGAUGAGUGAAUUAGUUGUUCGCAUAUUCAAAUUGAAGCCUCUCUGCAUGCUGAGCCCCUCACCAUUUGUCACUUUUCUCCAUAUUUCUGAAGCCAGAAGACGACCGGAGCGAUUCAUCACAUCCGUCUCCUCUGGACUUCCUUUUCUCUCCUCACUUUCCUCGUUUUUGCUUUUAACUCUUCUUCCAUUUUUAUAGUUUGGGGAUUUCCAGGGCUGUAUUUAGUUUUAUUAUUGCCUCUGCUCUCCCAUUAAGCUCAUUUAAUAUUAAUGACCCAUUAAUCCUCUGUAAUAAGGCCACCGUAAUGAAUUGGCAAAUAAAGAUGGCAGCGUAUUGAUCCGCUUUUAUGAGCUUCCAUAGGGUGCUGAAGGCCCUCAGAGUCCGAGUCCGAACCGCCUCAGCUCAGCCUUAUUGUGUUUCUACUCAUGCAGUUCAUCUCACUUGAUCAGGAUGAGUGUGUGCACGUAUACGUGUGUGUGUGUGUGUGUGUGUGUGUGUGUGUGUGUGUGUUGGAUGUUGGGGGUUUGAGAGGAGUUAAUGAGCAGCAUUACUUUCCUUGUCUCUCCUCUUGGCAGGAACGGUGAUCGGGGUGGUGAUCUAUACCGGCAAAGAGACCAGGAGCGUCCUGAACACGUCUUUUGCCAAGAAUAAGGUGAAUACUUUCGAGUUUUUGUGUUUCUGAAGGAAAAAACAACAACUUUUCAUUUUAAAGCUGCUGAUUUAUUUACUGUGAUCAAGUGUCAAUGAUUUGUUUUAAUAAUCAGUGUUUUAAAAUUUCAUCUAAUCCAGGAUGAAACUUUUACGUAUUUUACAGAGUCUCAUACUAUUUAAGAAAAAAGACCAAGAGAAAAGACUUAAUCAGAUUUAAUAAACAAGAAUAAAGCAAGAAAGUUUUUUAUUCUUGGUAGAAAAUGAUAAAACAGAAACUCUCACAGUCGCACAAAUCUACACGACAUCCUCUCAUCAAACAAACCAAAAACAACCACAGAUUAUCUCUGGAGAUGUAAUCUGGAUUAAAGUAAAAAAACAAAGUUAGUUUUCUCUAGUUUUUCCACAUCUGUACGCACAGAUUUACAGAAGUUUGAAAGUUUGUUUUUCUUCAAUAAUAAAUGUUUGAGUUAUUCGGGUAGUUUUCACCGACGAUGCUAAACUCAGCGUAAACUCAAUCAGCAAAGAAAGUCACAUCUGCUUCAGGUUCCCUUCGCGCCGUUUCCCCUCCCCCGCCUCUAAUCACUAAUCAAUCACUUUGGCGAGGUGCUUUUUUAACCUUGACUUUCUAGAUAAAGUUGGACCUGUCAAUGCGAAAGGUCAGCGCCACUUGCUAAUUAACCAAAAGGGAAAUUAACUAACGGAGGAUUUAAAUGACAUUUUCAGCUGAAAGUUAAUCCCGCAGAAUCCCCAUCGAGCGUCUCGUCCCCAGACUGAGGAGAUUAAUGAAAUUUUGAGUCUAAAUUUAAGAUUUUUCCGGGUUAGAGAGACUCAGGUCAGCUGAUGGAGGCGGGGAAUCAGUGGGAUCUGAACAACAGCGGCGCUCUGGUUAUCACCCACAGCUGUCUGCAGACCUCUCCCACCGCAGCGCAGUUUUGACACCGGUGUCUUUUAUUAAGAACGCUGAUGUGGCCGGUCGACCGUUGUGUGAGGGCCUCUGUUUUUGUGUAAGCUCGACAGCUGAGAGGAAUUCAAUAUUUCAAGGAGAUGAUGUCAGAAGUGCCAAUAUGGAGACUGGAGAUUGAGGGAGAAAGUCGAUACAGUGAGGCUGAAGUAGCAAGAACGUUUUGGACUCAUAUAAUCUGUUGUGACACUGGCCAGGACAAAGCCGGCGCUUGAUCAAUCUGACAGGACGUCAGACAUAGAUUCACUCUUUGUCUCUUUGGUAUUGUUAGACGGACCUGAGUCUGAGGAGAGAGACAGAACAAUGUCAUCUGACAGGAGAGCUUUGUUCUAGGAGGUACAAAUCCAAGCAGCAAUACUCGGCUCUCUUCACACGUCUCUCAAAGUCUGACUGAGAAAAAAGAAAAAAACUGCUCCUGACACAAAGACGUUCACUCGGAUCAGAUCUGGACGGUCAACAUAAAGCAGGACUUCCACAAUAAAACAUUUUCAGCUCAUGAUUAGUUUGAAUUAAUUGGAAAAAACUCAACCCAGUCAUGUGUUUCUAAUGGUUUUAUAACCCAAUUUCUUUAGAGAUCGUCUUGUGAAACGAUCAUCUGUGACACUUUAUUUUGAUAUUUUCCUGUCUUGUGUUUUCCUGUAUUUUACAACACGUUUUGAUUUUGAAGUGAAGUAGGAAAUUAUAACUAACAGAACUGAAUAAAAACAACGAAACGAAAAACACUCACAAAGUCUGAAUGUUCAGUGUGAGGAAGAAGAAGAAGCUCUGUACUAUAAAUCCUGAAUCAUCAGCUGGAGCGUCUUUUAAACAGGAAGUUAUAGUUUGAAAAUCCUGCACCUGCUUCUUUUCCAUCUUUUAUCCAUUUUGUACAAUAAUACGAGUAAAAUAAAACUGUUAAAGUAAAAUUCAAUCAUCUAAUUGAAGGUGUUUGUGAACCAGUAAGUUUUCAGCUCUAAUUAAAAGGAACUGAAAGUUUCUUUAGUUGUAUUCUCCGUGUUUACUUCUGGCUAAAGAACGACAGCUGAUUCAUCUCAGACGACACAAAAAAACACCUUUAAUUAACCUUCAAAAUAAAGUUCUUAAAGAAUAACACAGUUAGCUAAAAAGAGUUAAUUUAGUUCUGUUAAAACUGCUGUAUUCAGAGUUCGGGGUGUUUUAGACAUCCAAGCUAACAACAGCAUCACUCACAGACUCUUCGAUAUUCUGUCUGUUUGAGUUUCAUCAAAUCAAAGUUGAGACCUUCAGCUCAUGAUGCUGUUCUUUGGGGUAAAACACUGAAGGUUCAUUAGAAGACUCUGUUAAAGUUUGUAGGCUGUUGGUUAGGGCUGGGCGAUAUGUCCUCAAAUCAAUAUCACGAUAUACUGAUCAGUUCACCUCGAUAACGAUAAAUGGACGAUAACUACUCCACAAGCUGCUCAACCCCUCCCACAUUAACUUUUGACCCGUCCUCCAUCUCCUCACCUGUCUUUCCCUCUUUGUUACGGACUGGAUGGGGCGGAGUCACGUCUACCAACAAACAUCCAAAACCAACUUUUAUUCAUUUAUGUUUUUUGACACCGAAUAUACAGAUAUGGGCAAAAGGACGUUGCUUAUUGUCGUAAAUGAAUCGCCCAACUCUACUGUUGAUUCUGAGUUGCUUGCUAAAAAAACAAAAAGUUCAACUAUUUAAGUUUCUAAAAACCUGAUUUUAGUUUUAGAGCAUCUCCAAAAACGACUCAAACUAUCGGCUUUAGGAGCAAAGUUACUCUGAGAACAGUUCGGGUCUUACUGAGUGACUGAGCUCCUGAUACUCUUUAGUUUUAACUCCAUGAAUAUUCAUGUUCCCCGGCUCUGAUCCUUCAUCACGUUUCACACACAUGCUAAAAAAAAAAAAAACAAGCCACACAGGCAGAUCGAAUCAUUCCUUUUUUUCACUUUUAAUGGCCAGGAGAUGAAUGGAGUAAAAUAUGCACUUUUUUAUUCAUUGAUAGCAUCUUUAGGUUGAGGUAAUUGAGCCCCUCGCUCCCCCCCUUCCUCUGACUGAAUGAAUAAUGACUUCAUCUGAUCCCCGGCAAGGCUGAAAAAAUUUGGAGCAGCCAUUGUUCGAGCAGAAGGGGAUCUUUUUGCUUUUCAGGCAUGCACUGUGCUCUCUGUCUUAAUUUUUCUUCAUUUUAAUCCACCCAAACCCCCUAUUUUUCUCAAUAGCUCAACCAUGAACCAUGUAGUGAGGCGGCGGGGUGGGGAGAUACCCACCCACCCACCCACUCACUUGCUCCCUUUCCUCUUCCCCUCUCGGCUCUCUGUGACUGGGAGUUUAACAGCCGCUGAUAAAUCAGUCACACUGCUCUCCCUGCUCUCCUCAGUCCUCAGGGGAAUGGGCCUGGUGGGGGUUUGGGCUCUGGAGGAAUUUUGCUGUUUUUUAUACGUCCGUGCCCCCCUCCCCUCCUUUUCAGAGCAGCUCCUUUAUUUGAGGGAGGAGAGAUGUUAUGUUCUGCUGUUUUUGUAAGCGUGGUGCGUCAGAAGAAAAAAGCCCUCUGUGUACCGGGCUUCGCUGUGAGCGCUGCCAGAGAGGGGAAGGGCGCUUCUUUAUUUGACAUCUUUUUCCCACAUGCUCCAUUGGCUGGGAGAUACACUCGAAAAAUAAAGGACAACUCUGACCCCCUUUCUGUCUUUUUCAAAUCUCAAUAUAGGAACUUUAUUUAUUAUUGAGGCCUUUGACCGCCUCGUGCAUUCGAGGGCAAUACUUAAGCAUCAAAUAAUGAAGUUUGAUAAACGCAUUUAUGCAGAAAAACACGGUUUGCAUGAUAAAAGCCUGCAGCCAAGAACGUCUUUCAGUGGUUUUGUUUUCCCCUCCCUGUAAAGGAUAAUGUCAGGCUUCAGGAGGAGAUGAAAUUACCGGGAAUCCCCUCUAAGAGAAAAGAAAAUGUUCACUUAAAUCUCUUUUCUGGGUUUAAUACUCCGAGUUUAUAGUUUCGGUGAUUCCUGCAGAAGAAAAAUCAUCAAGUUAUAGAAGCAAAAUUGAGAGAAGUCCAUGAUUAAUGUGACUUUAUUAUGGUGUUAGUGAGUCGACCAGACUGGAACGGCUGACUCCUGCUGACUUUGGUUAAGUCAGAGGUAGAUUUGAGAUCACGUUUAAUCCUGCUGGAAAACUUCAGAGCCUUAUUAAGAUCCAAACAGACAUUUAAAAACCAUUUUAAAAUCUCCUUCAAAACAUUUAACAUGAGCUGAAAUGAAGUUUAUCUGACUUUUGAAAUAUUUACACUUGGAGCUUCAGAAACUGGAGGGUCACAUCCCUCACCACGAAUUUACACUGCAUCCGGAACAGCUGCGAUUUUCGCCGUCUGCCAAUUUCUACUGGAUCUUUUUGUGAGGCGAAUUUAGUGGCAGAUUAUGGACAGCAGGAAUCGCAAGAACUCACAAGAAACCGCGAAUUCACGUGCAAUCGCGCGAUAACGAGUUGUCUCUAGAAAGACAGACACAUAGACAUAUAAGCAGUAGAUUGUGUCCUUCCAGAGGAGGGAAUCUACUUCUAGACUUCUAGAAUCAGCAUCUCCUCAUCCAUGGUGUCAUCGGGGUGAAAUGACGUCUAAAAACCUUUCACUUGUUCGUCAUGGGGUUUUCACGGGUGCUGAAUUUAUCCGGCAUGCUCUGGCGUCUGGAAAAAAUAGAACUCUUGCGAUCAGCUGCGGAGUCCGGUGAUCCGCAGAGGAACGGAAAGAGGCCGGUGGAAAUUGACACGUUAACUUGAAUGGUUACGAUGAGCUGUGAUCGGCGGAUACGGCCUUUUCGUAGCCGUUCCAGACGUGGUGGAAAUCUGAUCAGACUACAUCCAUGUUCAUACAGUCCAGGUCCGGGUUUUCGAUUGUGACCCCUCUGACGUUAAUCACAGCUCAGAGAUCAGAGGAUGAAAAUAAAUCUGCGCUCUAAUCCUUACUGUACAGGGUGAUUAUGCUCAUAUCUGUUUAUUUGACCUUUGACCCCUUGUCUCUGUAGGUCGGCCUCCUCGACCUGGAGCUGAACCGCCUCACCAAGGCCCUGUUCCUGGCCCAGGUGGUUCUGUCUAUCGUCAUGGUAGCGCUGCAGGGGUUUUUGGGUCCUUGGUUCCGCAACCUUUUCCGCUUCGUGGUGCUUUUCUCGUACAUCAUCCCCAUCAGGUACCUCGUGGUUCUCCUCAGUCUUCAUGAAGCUGCUGUGUGAUACCUGAUCAUUUCUCAUUUUCUACAUGUCGCUUCAAUCCAGAACGUUUUCUGUCUUCUGUGUGAGAUCACAGCUUUGUUUUUCCUCUGUGCAGUCUGCGCGUUAACCUGGACAUGGGAAAAUCGGCGUACGGCUGGAUGAUCAUGAAAGACGAAAACAUCCCCGGCACCGUCGUGAGAACCAGCACCAUCCCGGAAGAACUGGGCCGGCUGGUCUACUUACUCACAGACAAGACUGGUAGGUGUCCUAACGCGGAUUUCCUGACCUGUUUUUGGGACCUGAAUGGAAACAAAAUCCUGAUUUGAUAACAGAUCUCAACGACACUUUAAAUCUCAGCAGCUUCUUGAAAUUAGACCUGAUGUCCUGCUAACAUAACGGACCGAGACGUGAAGAAAUCAGGCUGUAAAUAAAUCCAAUAAAACACUGAAAAUCAUCACAGCUUGUAAAUGUAAAAGAGUUUAUCAUCACUACAUCCACCGACGUCAGAAUCAGCUGCUAAUCAUGCAAAAUGCAAAUGACCAUCAUUUAUUUUAUAUGCAGUUUAAUAACAAAUUAAAAUCUACUCUGAUCUGAGACGACUAAACCAAGCUGUGAGGGCUCUUUGCUAACGUUACUCAGCGUGUCAGAUGAUGAACUCUCUGGCAGCAGACGUCGUUCAAACACAGGUCUUCUUUUAGUUGUUCUGUUUUGGUGAUUUGAUGUUCUUCGGUGUCGCAGCGUCUCCCAGAGUCUGUUUUUGGUGAUGUCGUGUUUUGUCCAGACUUGUGAUGAGAUUCGGCCUCAACGCCGCAGGUCGACUCUCCUCCUCUGAAGGUGCACUGACACUUUCGAGAAGUCGGCGUUUGUAUUCGAAGAUGUUUGAUACAUCAGAAGUGGCCCAGGACUGAUUCUGACCCUCAGUCCUCCUUACUUGUCCUCUUCUCUAUCCACUGUCCUGUCUCUCAACAAAGACCCCAAAGUAUUUUCAGGUUUAAUUUGUUUUUAUUGCUGAUGUUGGUCUUCUGGUCCUCAGGCACUCUGACACAGAAUGAAAUGGUCUUCAAGCGACUUCACCUGGGAACGGUCUCUUACGGCACAGACACGAUGGAUGAGAUCCAGAGCCACAUAAUCCAGUCAUAUGCACAGGUAAGACGGAUCACUCUCCAAGAGGGCGGCAGCUCACAACAUGAAACCGAAGUCUGAGUCUUUUUCUUUUGGACAAAACUUUCUGAUUCAGGAUGAAAAUUAUUAUUUUCUGAAUCCACCUCCUGAAUUCUCUCCAUGUUUAAUCCCGCCUCUCUUUUCAUAUUUAACUGAGGAUGAAUAUCCCCGUACUGUUUAUUGAUCAGGCCGUGUCCCUGAGCGACUCCUCGUACUGUAAGCGAGUGUUUUUUUCCUCGCCGGGUGGCUCAGAUCGAGGCUGCGGUCCUGACAGGAUGAUAUUGUUCUUACUCAGCCGGCUCUAAACAGCUGCUCGGCUCUGGAACCAUCUGCCCCACACGCCCUGAUGUGUAAUCUCAGCUAAUGGGAAAUGACUCGUCUGUUCAGAGACGAGCAGCUGAUCUUCACUGUGUCGCUGUUUCUUUUUCUCGAAGACGCUGUGAACUUUGUGUCUUUUUUAUAUUGACGAGUUUUGAUAGAUUAAAUCCUGAUAUAUUUUGGAGCACUGUUUUUCCUCUUUUGUUUCCAGAUCAUCUCCUUCUUUAAUAAUUAUUUCAAUUCCCACAUCCUUGCUGGUCUCUUGUUUUCAUGUCACAUCUCAGCCGCGUCCUCUCCUCAUAACUUUCACUUUAAUUCGGUGUUUAUCGAUCCUCACGCCCCUCAAGAUGAAGAUUGUCAUCUCCCUUCCUCGCUCCCUCUUUCCUUCCCGGCUUGAUUGAAGGUUAAUAAGAAGCUAAAAAUCAAAAGCUUCAGCAGAGCAAAUCACCCGUGUUAAACACAGCUGGCGCCACGGGCUGUCCGCCUGCUCGCUUGUCACCGCCCGGUUAAACUGAUGGUCGGUGUCAAAACAGCUGAGCGCAUAAAAGAGCCGCAAACCAGCUAUGACAAGAUAAAGACGGUGAUACACCACUUCCACUCGCCGUGUCAUUUAGCUUGGCGAGGCGUGUCAGAGUGGAUUGGAAGUGAAGUUACAAGUGUGCGAUCAGAUUCAGAGUCUGGUGGAAACUACACUCAGGAGAUCGAUGUGGGAAUUCUGGGUCAAAAGAUCAUCAAGUCAGAGUUUGUUUUGCAGCAGCUUCUCCUGAUCAAACGUAAAUAUUUAGACUUCCAGCUUUACGAGUUUUUAAUAAAACAUCAUGUUCUGUGUUUACGUUCCUUUCAGGGCACCUCCCAGCCCGCCAGCAGCGCAGCGAGCGGCUCCACUCCAUCCAGGAAGACGCAAACCUCAGGCCCCAAAGUCCGCAAGAGCGUCAGCAGCCGCAUCCACGAGGCAGUGAAAGCCAUCGCCCUGUGCCACAACGUCACCCCGGUCUACGAGUCACACGCCGGCGUCAACGGGGAGACAGAGUCCGCCGAGGCCGAUCAGGACUUCAGUGACGACAACCGCACCUAUCAGGCCUCCAGUCCUGACGAGGUAGAAACAAAUACUCUCUUUUUUAAAGUAAACAAGAGGGAAGAAAAAGAAGAAAAAGAACAAAUUUGACCUUUAUUUUGGAGUUUCUUAAAUGUUUACAGGAAACGUUCAGCUGCACAAACCGAAAGUUCCUCACUGGAGCUUUAAGGUAUUUUACUCAGAAAUACAAACAGAAACCACCGUCAACUCUUUAAAUCCGCUGAAUGCUUUCUCUCCUCCUCUCGGCUCACUUUCCUCAUUUUUAGAGCCUCAUAUUUUGGAGUAACUCCAGCGAUGAUUUCAUGACCGUCUGCCCUUCCUUCUGGGAGAUCAUCAGAACCAAACCCAGCGUGCGCCUCUCUUCGGUUUCCUCUCUGUCUUCAUGUUUUAUUAGCGAGCCUAAAAAAAGGCGGUUCGUCAUGAUCGUCAUGAUCGUCAUGAUCGUCAUGAUCGUCAUGAUCGUCAUUUCACGGACACAAAGUUCAGGGUUGUGAACUCCUCGUCGUAGAGGUUAAACUGUUUUAUCGUUUAUAUCACUCCUGAGUUUAUUCUGUUGAACCUCGUCUAUUACUCUUAAAUUUAUCCAUAAAGACGGUUGAUAAUAUUCACAUUUCUAAACACAUGGAGAGAACCUCCUUCAGUACAUCCAGGGGUCGUUAAUCUCCCAGCAUGCACCAAGUUCACGACUGUUGACAUGUUUAUCACCCGUGACGUGAAGCUUCUUGUUCGCUCUGCGUCGAACUCUCCGCCGAAUUUAGCGAUCAAAACGAAGAUAAAAGGGCGGGCUGAGAUAAAUCUGAGUUUCCAUUAUGGCGCCGGGUCCUCCGUCCUCUCGCUCAUGUUGAUGUAUAUAUUUAUUUAUUACCCUUCUCACUUUGCUCUAUCUCCCCUCUCUACAUUGUCUCACUCUGCUCGGAUUGAUCAAUAUUUAAUUUUCUCUCAGAGGCGCUGAGAGGUGGAGGUCUGUGAUUGUUGGUCGAGCGCUCCCUUUCCUCUCUGCGAUAUCCUUUGUUCUUUCUCUCUCUCUCUCUCUCUCUCUCUCGCUCGCUCAGAUCUUGGCCACUGUACAUCUGUCAGUAACAGUUUGUUCGGCCCCGGCUCUCCGCUCAGCCUCUCUAAUGUAAUGAGCCGUCAUUAAGGAGAUGAAGUAGGUCGGCCGCCGCUGAGGGCAGGACAGAGGUCAUCUGACCUGCUAGUCAUCGAGGUUCUGCAAACAGAGUCCUGCUUUGACCUUCGACCCUCAUAAUAUCAGACAAGAGCAUUUGACUGUAGUCCUCAAUGACUGACAUGUCCGGGAAAGUGGGUGCUUCAUCAUUUUCAAUUGGAUGUAACAGACAGAAUCAGUGAGUGAGAGUGAGGAGGAGGAGGAGGAGGAGGAGGAGGAGGAGGAGGAGGAGUGAAGAGUUUCCUCUGCAGACACAGAACAGAGGGCGAUAAACAUCUGAUCAACCAAACAGGGAUUUACUUUGAACAGUCGUGAAGGUAGACGGUCCUGCUUUACAUCAAAUCCAUGUAACGGCUGUUAUUGAUCCUGUGUAGACAGAGGUAGGUACGUCAAAAAUAAUAAUCACGAUUAUUUUCACUGAUAUUGAAAUUACAGUUAAUAAAGACGAUUAUUCAUUCAAAACUUGAGUUUUUAUUGAACCACCCAAACAUUUAACUUAAGAUGUAACUUAAAAGAAUAUCGGCUGUGUGAUCGCUGACAAUAACUCGCUAAUGAUAACACCGGGCGCACUUGUGCUGUGUGGUGCAGCGCCCAUGUCUGUGCGUAUAUCCUAUACAUAUGAGUCUGAGUAAGAGCCUCUUAAAUAAAAUUUAAAAACUCAUUUUCACGGUGUGGUGGUGUUGUGCCAUGAUUUAUUGCACAUAGGGGAAACCCUGAAGUUGCCGUGUCGUCUUGGGGAGCAGACAAGACAGCGUGACAAACCGUGCAAACAAUGUCCUUUUGCUGGACGUCCGUCAACUUGAAGCUAAAAUGUUUCUGAAGUUGUCCUUCCUUACUUCUCAACCAAAAGCGUUUUUUCUGCCAUGUUUUUAAUCACUCGCUCCUCAUAUUAUUGAUCCACACACAUCACACGCUUGCUGCAGCUGCAUGUAAAGGGUGCAUGAAUUUACAUACAUGCCGUACCAUGCGGCGCAUUAAUCGUCUUUCUUCGAUUUUAACGUUUUUAUGAUUGUAAGAAGCCAAAAUCAAAAUCAUAAUUAAAAUACGGUUAAUCAGCCACCACUAGCAAGAGAGACAUAAGAGAUAAAUCAAAAUCAAAAUUAAUCUGCAGAGAGAAGUCAAUGACGAUGAGGAAAAUAGAGUGGAAGGAAGAGACAUCUACCAAACUGAAGAAAACAAACUCAAACAGCUUUGGCUUCGGUGGUCACACAAGAAAGAAAAGUCAAGGAGGAGAAAGAGACGAUCUCCUGAAGGUGUGGUAAAACCAGAAGUUUAAUAUGAUUUUUAACUUCUGCAUUUAGUUUAACGUUGAUUUGACAAGAAUUUAAACGGCAUAAAAGCACAACUGACUGUUUUUUAGCAGCAUAAAUAAAUAAUUUCUAAAUCAAUAAAAUCAUCUUUAAAUCAAAAACUAAAAUGAAAUUGUUCGUUUCUAUAAUUAAAUAAUAAAUCAGGAAUCCGAACAGGGUAGGACAACACUGUGAACCGGCUAAAGACCUUUUAAAGGGGUCGUCUAAUCGACUCCAAUCAUGAAGUGGUUUUGUUUAUUCUCUUAAAGUCUGUAUCAAAGUCGACUAAACCGUAAAUAUUUUGCACAGAGCCGAUAAAACAGAUCUAAGGUCCUCGGCUCACACACCAGGAUAACGACUCACAGAUGUGUGUCAAGUAAAUAUAGGCCGGCCUUUUUCACGGAGCUCAAAGAGGGGGAGCAGGAGAAAUGACGGGGUAUUAACAGGAAGUCCCAAUUGGUAGGUCAGAGUAUAAUAACAAGCUUUGAGUGAGCAAAUUGAAAAUGAACCCAUUGAGGAUGGAGUCGUGUGCAGCUGAACGCUCGCUCGGGGGGCCGCAGUUCCUGCUGAGGAGAAAAGAGGAAAGAGAAACAGAAAAACACUCAUGAGGAGCUGAAUGAGGAGAUCUCUGCAGCUCUGGAGAUGCACGAGUGAAAGUGAAGUCGGAUUGAAGCAGCUUUGAGUCCAUAUGUUUUCUAAAUUCCCCUUUGAACAGUAAAAGCUUUUUUUCUUUGGUAUAAUUGGAGGUUUUUGUGUCCUCCUCCUCCUCCUCCUCCUCAGGUGGAGCUGGUGCGUUGGACGGAGAGCGUCGGCCUCACCCUGGUUAACAGAGACCUGACCUCCCUGCAGCUGAAGACUCCCUCUGGACAGAUCCUCUCCUUCCACAUCCUGCAGAUCUUCCCCUUCACCUCCGAGAGCAAGAGGAUGGGCAUCAUCGUCAGGGUGUGGAUGAAGUCUAAAUGAAGUCUCGGUUUUGUCUCUUUUGAACAUUAAUUAUCUAUAAAGAUGUAUUUUUUUUUGUCUAAACUCAGGAGGAGUCAACGGGGGACAUCACUUUCUACAUGAAGGGCGCUGACGUCGCCAUGGCGAGCAUCGUGCAGUAUAACGACUGGCUGGAAGAAGAGGUGAAAGUUGAAGCUGUUUCUCAUGAGGCCGUAUUUUCCCGUUAUUCCGGUCUUCUCUGAUUGAUCCUCGCCGCUGCGUCCUAUCUUUAAGUGUCAGUAAAGCGUCUCCCCCUAUAGCUGAUGGAGAAACCUUAACGCUGUUAUUAAACGGACACGUAAAAACCCCGUUAAAGCACACGCAUCGAUUAUUCUCCAUCCAGUCUUCUCUUGUAAUCAGGACAUUCAUGUGGAGAUCAGCGGCCCGUGUCUGCAGCCGUUUGGUGGCUGAAGGUCUUGUGUGCGUAUGUUCAUAAUUAUAUUGGCAUUAUUGAGUCAUUUAGCACUGGGGGCGGCGUUUGAUUUAAUUAGUGACCUACAUAAAGUUGUGGUAAUUACAGUAUGUCAUAUUCUUGAACAAUGGUGCUAAUGAUGUCCUGUUGGCUGUAAUAUCCCGCUGUCAAAUCAGCCGCAGCCACGGUUACUCUGCUCGUCAAUAACCAAUCAACAGAGCAGAUUCGCCCCAUUGGUGUUUCAUAUCAAAAAUAAACCGCCAUCCAUCCCUUUGUUUUACUGUGUCCUCUGUAUUCCUCCCCCGGCCAUGUUAUUCACCAUUGAUUUCUUUGGUGUUGGUAACAAUAUGCUGCUAUUGACGGCACUGAACAUGGUGUUCUUAUACUGCAGCUGCUCAAACAGAGCCGAUGAUGAGCCGCCCUGGGAUUAAAACGAUAUUUAUCUGUGAGCAGGAUGUUUGAAACCUCAGCUGUGAAAUAAACAAGAACUAGAAAAUUCACUAAAAAAGAUAAAAACAACCUGACGUCUGUCCUUUCUGUCCGUCUGUCAGUGUGGAAACAUGGCCAGAGAGGGACUCAGGACGCUCGUGGUCGCCAAGAAGUCUCUGUCUGAGGAGCAGUAUCAGGACUUUGAGGUAUGAUCUGUGUUCACAUGUCCUCCUACAGCCCUUUACUCAGGAAAGCAGUUUUUUUUUUGUCCUUGGAGGCCACCGUCUCUUUUAGAGGGGUGAGGAAGGGGGCGUUUUUGUCCAGAAUCAGGCCAACUUUUAAACCUGAAGUGGUCGCUGCUGAAGGUUUGAUUCAGUCUUUUCUGGGUGUUUUAAAAAAAAGUAUAUCACACUUUAUAUCAGGAAUGGACAUUUUAAGAAAGUCCCUUUAUCGGUCAAUCAUAUAAAUUAACAAUCAAUCAUCGAUUUAAUUGAAAAUACGCAAAAAAUGUGUUUUUCCUCAUUGAAAUUUCCCCUCGUUGUUUAGGACUGCGCGCUACACGCUCACUCGCUUCCUUCCUGCCCGACUACCUUGGUAACAUGAAACACUAAAAAUCGAGGACAUUUUCAAGAAGAACUUUAGUCCGGGACAGGUCAUCCAAAACAGGGACUGUCCCCCGAAAUCAGGGAUCUGAUAGAUAGAUAGAUAGAUAGAUAGAUAGAUAGAUAGAUAGAUAGAUAGGAAACAUAGAUAGAUAGAAAGAUAGAUAGAUAGAUACAUAGAUAGAUAGAUAGAUAGAUAGAUAGAUAGAUAGAUAGAUAGAUAGAUAGAUAGAUAGAUAGAUAGAUAGAUAGAUAGAUAGAUAGAUAGAUAGAUAGAUAGAUAGAUAGAUAGAUAGAUAGAUAGAUAGAAACAUAGAUAGAUGGAUAGAAACAUAGAUAGAUGGAUAGAUACAUAGAUACAUAGAUAGAUAGAUAGAUAGAUACAUAGAUAGACUUUAUUGAUCCCAAACUGGGAAAUUCUCAGUGUGGUUGAAGUGGUCCAUCAUUGGGGUCGUUGUCGUGUUUUAUUUGUGAACGACAUCGCCGUGAUUGCAGCAAACCUCAUCUUUUCUGUUCGAAAUGGUCCCAAACCACACGUCUAUGGAAGCCCGCUGACGCCGCUGUAUCACUCUCCUUGUAAAAUUUCGAAAUCCCUCCUCACAGUUAUUGUCACUGAUUACUUCAACACACAAUCAGUGACCGGACAAAGAGGGUAACCUUCCCCAUCAGCAGAGGUUGAGGAUGGACGCGCACUGUCAGUCAAUGUCGGUCCUUUUUAAUAACGAUCGAUCGAAAUUUUGUGUGAUCAACAUAAUUCUUGACGAUCAAUUAAUAGAUCAUUGAUUAAUCAUGCCCAUUCCUACUUUACAUAUAUGAAUAUAAAACUGAGUCAGUAUUGACGACAACAAUAGUGAGUCGGUCCUGAACAGACGUUAUGGCUCAAGUGGUCGGUCCAGGUUCAAUUCCAGCUUUUCCUGCUCUAUCAAAUGUCUUUUCUUCUAAACUAAAAUCAAAAAAAAUGAAGUAGUCAAAAUAACUUUUAUACUAACAACAAUAAUAAUGAUGAUUUUUUUAUGUGGUACCUUUAAAAACACAAGUUUACAAAGUGCUUUGGCAAACAGGCAGAAAUAUAUAUGAGAGUAAAUCAAGAUUAAAAUGAUGUAAAAACCCAAAAGUAAAAUCCCAACCAGAAAAUCAUCCGGACCAGACAUCUGAAUUUUUUGUUUUUGUGCAGAGCCGCUACAACCAGGCCAAACUGAGCAUCCACGACCGAGCGCUGAAGGUGGCGGCGGUGGUGGAGAGCCUGGAGAGAGAGAUGGAGCUCCUGUGUCUGACCGGCGUGGAGGAUCAGCUGCAGGCGGACGUCAGGCCCACGCUGGAGCUGCUCAGAAACGCAGGGAUCAAGGUGAGACUCGCUGUUCGAUUCACCUGGUAAAGAGAAAAACCCUCACAUCUCAGUUUAACGAAAACAUCUUCGUUCGUGUUUCUUUCUGCUCAGAUCUGGAUGCUGACAGGAGACAAGCUGGAGACGGCCACAUGCAUCGCCAAGAGCUCCCAUUUGGUCUCCAGGAACCAAGACAUCCACGUCUUCAAACCCGUACGCCUCUUAAAACCCUCUCCCUGAUGUAAAAUCAUAAAGCCCCUCACUCAUAGAGAGGAAACCUUGAUAUCCUCCCCGCUGACUGUGUUUUGUGGCUCCGGAGCAGGUCUCGAACAGAGGAGAGGCCCAUCUGGAGCUGAACGCCUUCAGAAGGAAACAUGACUGCGCUCUGGUCAUCUCCGGAGACUCCUUAGAGGUACUAAAACACAACACAACACAUUCAUAACACGACACAAAGUGAUGAUGGCGAGGAUGUAGCCAUAUAUGCUUUUCAUCCAAAGAUAAUACUUGUGGAGUUCAGCGAAGGCCUCGGGGAUUCAGAGAGGAAACAAAUCAGGAAGCAGAUUGUUCAUUUCUCACAGCAGAGCCGGACGAACAGAUGUGUGGUCAACAAGUCCGACAGAUGAAUAUGUAGAAGGUCGUUUUGACUCCGCCUCUGUUUGUCCUGCAGGUGUGUCUGCGGUAUUACGAGCACGAGUUCGUGGAGCUGGCGUGUCAGUGUCCGGCGGUGGUCUGCUGCCGCUGCUCCCCGACUCAGAAGGCCCAGAUCGUCACGCUCCUGCAGCAGCACACGGCCAACAGAACCUGCGCCAUCGGUGGGUGUAAACAUCCUCUAAAUCUCCCCCGUGUUUGUGACAGCACUCACAUGUUAUUACUCAGUGUGUCCACAAGAUGGCAGUCUUUGUUCACUUAGAGGAGCAACAAGUCAGCUCUUUUUUUUAAUGUUUUUGUUCCAGGUGACGGAGGAAACGACGUCAGCAUGAUCCAGGCUGCAGACUGCGGCAUCGGGAUCGAAGGAAAGGUAGAAACCGUCCCCUCCUCAUAUAAUCCCCUGUGUUAAAGUGUUAAAGUCGUGUUUGAGCGCUGACGUCUCUCCCUGAUAAAUAAACAGGAGGGGAAGCAGGCGUCUCUGGCCGCAGACUUCUCCAUCACUCAGUUUAAGCACAUCGGCCGCCUGCUCAUGGUCCACGGCAGGAACAGCUACAAGCGCUCUGCAGCCCUGGGUCAGUUUGUCAUGCAUAGAGGCAUGAUCAUCUCCACCAUGCAGGUACUGAAGUGACAGAAACAUCUGUUCAUGUAAUCUGUCUUUUUAACUCGUUCAGUGCCAGGUUCAUUUAUGCAAUUUUCACCCAGUGCCACCGUUGACCUCGAUAGAAAUGUCCUCAUCUUUCAGGACCUACAGAAUAUCUUGUGUUUGGACUAGAAUUAAGUGAAAGAAGUGAUUCUCUUCUUUCACCAGACAAGAAAGUGAGUCUCGAACCCACUCCUGUGUUUGGUUAUUGUCUGCUCAACGCAGCGUGGUCAUGUCAUCUUUGCCGAUCUGGAAAAACACAUUUUUACGAAGGAGAGACUUAGAAACAGAACUCUGAACUCGUUUAUUUCAUUUUACCUCAAACUACUUCACCGGUGGCAUCACGUUCCCCCCUCCUCAGACUCGACUCCUCAUCAGUCUGGAGAUCCGGUUGUCAUAGGUCACUUUGUGACGGCUGGGAGUCAUACGGGCUCUCCACGACGUAAACCACUCUUGCUUGCGUCUUCCUCGUUAGGACAACGACACGCUGGAAAAUUGUUUCUUUGAUUGUCUGCUGAUGAUAUGAGGGUCCGGUACGCUGAUUUUUUUUUUUUUGUGGGAUGGUAAGGGAAGGUCCCGUCCUCCUUGCCUUUGAUUGGCUAUAAGUGCUGAGCUCUUCUGUCGGGUUAGGGUUAUGAGAUUCAGAAGUGCGAUAAUGUUCUGUAACGUUCUGUUCGAUGUACUGAGCCGACAGCCCGCGUUUGGCUUAAGCGUGUAAUGACGUUUCCAGCUUUUCUAGCCAAUCAGAGGCGAAGGAGGCGGGACUUUCCCCAACCAGCCUACCAAAAAAAAAAAAAUAUUGCGUCCGGUACCGGGAUCUCCACUGGAUCCAGAGAAGCUAACACCACGCCCACGGGAGCUGAUGCGCCGAGACCGUUAGCUCUUGGGCAACGAUUUCAGCAUUUUCCUUCUCUCCUUAUAAAAACUCUCCACAACUCAGCUAACUGACAAACUUCUCACUGACUAGUACUUGUUUUUGUUAUUGUAACAGGGUUCAAAUCCGUCAAAAUCUGUCUACGGCACUGAAUGAGUUAAGAUCAGCUGUGUCUCGUAAAGUUUGUGUUUGUUUGUUUUUAAAGUCUUGAAUUUACUCUGCGGACGUUAAAGUUGAUGUUCUCUCCUCAGGCCGUCUUCUCCUCGGUCUUCUACUUCGCCUCUGUGCCGUUGUACCAGGGUUUCCUCAUGGUCGGGUAUGUGCCUUUUUCUUUAAAUCAGCGGAUCUAUCAGAUCGAAUGAGUUUUAAAGUAUCUCCUCCCUCUGUUGUGUGCAGCUACGCCACCAUCUACACCAUGUUCCCGGUCUUCUCUUUGGUCCUGGAUCAGGAUGUGAAGCCUGAGAUGGCUCUCCUGUACCCUGAGCUGUACAAAGACCUCACAAAGGUGCAGUUGAGUCCACACUCGGGUUUUAAAGAUAUGAUUGUGUCGUACGUCGCGCUCAUGGAUGAUGUUUUUCUCCUUCAGGGUCGCUCGCUGUCCUUCAAGACCUUCCUCAUUUGGGUUUUGAUCAGCGUGUAUCAAGGUAAGCUGCGCGGAUUAAUACCUGAUCUGUGCGUCUACGACACGACUGUAUCUGUAACCCGAGACGCGGCUGGCAUCGCGGUAUCAUAGGCUGUCAAAGCAAGUCUUCAACCACCAUUUCAUCAUCCCCUCUGAGUCUAAGACCAGGGUCCCAGGGCCCCCUUCCAACUCUCAGACAGUCUCUUUCUCAGUAUCUUAAGUUUCCUGCCGCCAUCCGCUCGUACAUGCGGGCUUUUGUCCGUCCAGUAAAUCGAUAUUUCUGUAAUCGCUAAGCCAUGCAGCGUGUGAGAAAGAUCUAUGUUCCUGCUGGAGCGUAGCUUCCUGACAGCUCGGGGUUUUUAAUUAAAGGCCAAAACCGAGUCCGAGUGGGGGAGAAGAGAAACAUGAGGACAUAUAUUAGGCAGCGAUCAAGCUUAAUUUAUUACAGAGUUUGCCUCUCUGGAAUGUUCUGUAUGAAGUCUGCAUGAAAAAGCAAUCAUGUCAUCAGUUAGUUCGAGGUGAUUAAGCUCAAUUAGUGCGGCGUAAUGAUGAAGUGGAAGGUUAUCAAGAUUCAGACGGCGCCCAAAGAUGAGUGAGCGUCUGGACUUCGAAAAGCCGACUCCAUCUUUGACAAAUAAACAAAAUAUAAAAAUCUGAUUAUCUCACUUGAUCGGUUUGUUCCCUCUUGCGCCACCAGGCGGCAUCCUCAUGUACGGCGCUCUGGUGCUGUUCGAGUCGGAGUUCGUGCACGUGGUCGCCAUCUCCUUCACGGCGCUCAUCAUCACCGAGCUGCUGAUGGUGGCGCUGACCAUCCGGACGUGGCACUGGCUCAUGGUGGUCGCCGAGUUCUUCAGCCUGGGAUGUUAUCUGGCCUCGCUCGCCUUCCUCAACGAAUACUUCGGUAGGUUUCUACUUCCUGUUACUCACAUUGUUUUCCUCAGAGUAUAUAGUGUAGCAAAGGGUCAUGAUUAAGAGUCGAACCAGCGAAACAGAGACCCAGGAUGUUUUGAUUAAAGCUUCUAUAGGUAGUUUUUCAAUGUUUAUGAAACCAGCUUUAUAAAAAAACAAACUAAAAUGUGAAUUUCCAUGUUUUGAACGUCUGAAAUCAGUGUGAGAGCUCGUGUGUGAGCCCUGAGACUAAAGAAACUGACAUUUUUUACAUUUUCACACAAUAUAAUGAAAAUAAAUGAAACAUUUAACGGUCAGAAGUCAGAAUAAGGAAAUUUAAAGCUCCUCUGAGGAACUUCUCCACUCUUCCUGAUCUCCUCAUCUACCUGCUUUACUAGCGUCUCCUCUCAAAACCUUCACCUCCUGAAAACUUUAACAGCUUGACUUUGACUUUACGGUUUAUUGAAGCUCUGAGGACAUGUACACACGUACCCGGGUAUUUUUUAUAAAUUAAUAUCCAUAUUUUCAUUUUUUAAUAAAAAAAAAGUCACACACACUCGUCAUUGUUUAUAAAUAAAAUAUCAUCCACACAAAACCACAUAACAGUACCGUUGACCGCGGUUAUAAGCAUUAUUAGACCCCUUUUAUCCAAUCAGGGCGAGCUUCUCUUUCUCGUCGUCACGUCUCCAAACAUGAAACACAGCGCUGUGUAGUUCGUUCGUGUAGACCGACAAAGAGGUGUGUAGCGACUGUUUUCCUUUAACAAAAAAGGCCGCUGGGGUUUAGGUUCACUUCAAAGUCCGGUUAAAGUUUCAAAAAGUAAUUUAUUGUUCCAAAAAGAAAAGAAAAAUCAACGAUCCGGGUCCAAAACUUUUAAGUGAUACAAAGAAAUGAGGUUAAAACAGGACGAGUGAAACGGUAAAAAACGGUCAAGAGAAACUGAUCAGAGCUUUUUAACCCAUCGUCUGACUACAGCAGUGAGAUUUAAAUAACCCGACAAACAUCCCAAAACCACACCCCCUCAGUGACGAUCCACGAUAGUGACGUACCUUUUAGAAAUCAUAUCCUGAACAAAUAUAUUUUGGCUCCUACAAGGUGGAAAAGCAAAAACACAAGAAAGGUGGAGGAGGAGUUAUUCAGUGUAGAAGAAUCGACUGUAAAGCACUCCUUCUCCUUUGCUCUUCAAACAAAUGUAUAUAUUCUGUAUUUAGCUGUGCCGUCCUCAGUCUGACAUGAACAAGGGUGCAUAGUUAAUGACGUUCACCUACACACUGUCGUGGACGCUGACGUUUGGGAAUUUGAAACUCUGGUUAUCUCUGUCCACAUGCAAACGCAAAACCGGAGUUUUCCAAAAUCUUCACUUUGGCCAGAGUUUUCCAAAAGCGCCGUUUUUAAUGACGUUUUCAUGAGACUUCAUGAGGAUGACGGCUGAAUCGAAACAAAAAUAUAUCCGUUUGAGCAGAUGCAUGUGUACAUGUCCUAAAUAUCGCUGUUAGUAGUAAGUAAAGUUUAUUUACACACAAAUACAAAUACAGUUUAGGUGCAGAUAUAAAAGAGAAGUAAAAGAGACAAACAGAAGAAUCCAGACUGAGGACUGAGGAGACUGUGGUUCUCUUCUCUGCACCUGCUCUGUCUUUAUUUUGCUGUAACGCCUCACAGCACCAGUUCGGCCUUCAGCUCUGUGCUUUCCCUGCUUCACCUCCUCUCUCCUUUCUCUCUCUCUCUUCUUUUCUCCACCUUUGCUCUGCAUUCACUGUUUUUGCUGCGUCUCUUCUGCGUCUGUUUGUUGGUCACAGGCAUAGGCAGGGUGUCCUUUGGAGCUUUUCUUGGUAGGUGUGCAGCCUGAAUGUUCGUGUCUACGUUGGUGUCGUCAUCUGUUUGAGUUUUUGGGGUUUGCAGUGCAGGUCUUGAUUAUUUGUGCCGUGUGUGUUUGCAUCAUUCAUCGCAAUGUUUGGCUUUUAAUUUGAACAAAUCCAAACUCUGAAAACAUCUGGUUUGUGUGCAGUUUCCUAACCGAUCUCAUUUUUAUAUCUUCUUCUGAGUAACAUCGCUCGCUGCAUGACUUUCUCAGUCGCUCAGAAACACAAACAGACUUUUACAAACACGUGUUGAAGCUGUUUUCUCGUCUGUUUCCUCCCUCAGACUUGUCCUUCAUCACGACCUGGCCUUUCCUCUGGAAGGUAUCCUCCAUCACGCUGGUCAGCUGUCUUCCUCUCUACAUCAUCAAAUACCUGAAACGCAAGUUUUCCCCUCCGAGCUACUCCAAACUCUCCUCGUGA